Tremella mesenterica DSM 1558 is the source of this 453-nucleotide messenger RNA. RefSeq lists its product as uncharacterized. Bases 1 to 453 code for a protein of 150 amino acids. The transcript has a single exon. NCBI's taxonomy places the organism in Eukaryota, Fungi, Basidiomycota, Tremellomycetes, Tremellales, Tremellaceae. The record is from RefSeq and is a predicted model, not a curated record.
AUGAGUGAAUCAUUAACAUCUCCUAGUGGGGCUGCAGACCCAAAGAAUACAAGACAAGCGAAUACGUCUACGGACACCAAUGGUAUGCGAAGUACUCAGAGUGUGUCCCAAACCAACAUGACGGGUGAUGGGGGCCCCAGGAGCUCCGCUGAUCAAGCAAACAGUGCUCACGGAGACGGCAACUUCAACUUUCCACACGAACGUAUUGCUGCUUUAGCGGCACGGGACAUGGAGGAUAUUCGAAACUCAGAUGUACCCACGGGCAGUGUUCCACCAUCAUCUCCAUAUCCCGUGCACCACGCCGUGGCAAGCGUGACCCAGGCUAUGAGAACGCUCACUGCUUCCACAUCCCCGGGUACAGUGUGUCCCUCGAGCGAAGGGCACGUUCCCAAUUUUGAAGAUGCCAUAAAGGCUGCUUUCUCAGUCGACAAAGUACCUCACCAUGGAGCAUGA